UGGCCCCCGUUCCCCUUCCUGGCCCCACACCUUCCCUAAGGUGGGUCCCCCCAUGCUGCAUCCCAUCUGCAGGUAUCCUACUGCAGGUCUUGCCCUAAAUCUUUCAAGUUCAGCCUCCUCCUGCUUCAAACUUUUCUCUAAGUCAGGAAGGCAGCCGGAUCUGAGCCCAUCGUGGCUGCUCAGCCCCUUCCGCCUCCUCUUCGCUACUGGGGUCUCAUCCUGAGAGGUGCACGCUGAGUUUGGGGUGACCUUUUUUGGGGGGAUCAGCUGCCUGUGCAUGGGGUAGAGCUGCUGGUGCUUGGGAGCAGGAGGGAAAAGGGUGGAUACCUGGGGGGGCGACAGUGGUUUGUAGGGCCAGCAUGUCCCAAAGGACAGCACACGUGGGGGACUGUGUUCUGGUGUCCCUUCCUGGCCCAGGCAAGGGAAGGUGCACAAGGGCACAGAGGGGGCAUAUGGAGGUCCAGGGGGUGCUGGCAGAGGGACACAAUGUCCAAAAGGGAGGUGGGUCAGAGGGGGUCUGGGACCCCUAGGAAGGGAGGUUUAGGGCAGCGACCCCUCGAUAUGUAUCUACAGGGGUGUGUGGGGAGCUGUGCCAGCUCUGCACCCUGUAAGGGUACAGGAUAUGUGCCUUCCAUCCCCACACAUUCCCAGGGAAAGCAGACUUUGAACCCAACGGUCCUGGCCACCUGAAUCAGCUUUGUCCUAUUGUCCUCACAGGACACACGAGAGGGGGUCAGGCAGCUGCCUCAGAGCCCUGGGAGCUUUAUUCCCUCUGAAGAAGGAGUGAAAUUUAAAGAGGGGCUGCCAGGAAUGCAAAGGGUUUUUGUUGCACAGGAGGUGCUUCAGGGAUCAUUUUUGGGGUCAUUGUCUCAUCCAGCAGGACAUCCUGGGAGCUGCCCCACCACGAGGGCAGCCUGUUAUGAGUCUCCCUGUCCUUUCCUGCAGCCUAGAGAAGGACAUGGAAGAGAACAACCAGACAGAGACCUGGCACCAAAGCCUGCAGGCUAUGCUUAACGCCUUAAACCAGACACUGCACGGGGUCAUCCUCUGCCCCGCUGACCAUUCUGCCACCACUGCUGCUGCUACACAGAACACCAGCCUUGGCCAUCCCGGCCGGAACGACAACGCCUACAUGUACAUCCUCUUCGUCAUGACGCUCUUCGCUGUCACGGUGGGCAGCCUCAUCCUGGGCUACACCCGCUCCCGGAAGGUGGACAAGCGCAGUGACCCAUACCACGUCUACAUCAAGAACAGGGUCUCCAUGAUCUGAGCCUGGCCCUAACGCCUUGUCCCCACAGAGCCAGUGGGUUUGGGGUCAGGUUGCUCUGCACAUCCCACUGUCUGUGAGAUGUGGCAGUGUUGCCAGCCCCAAAUCUCCUGGGAACCCCCACUGUGGAGAUGCUCAGCCCUGGUGUGAGCAGCACCAGGAUAUCUUCACCAGGAUACAGCUCCUGGCUGGCAGGAGCUGGCAGAAUGCAAGCCACAGGCAUGUCCUGGUCCUGCAGACCCACCUUGACUGAGCCCCAUGGGGACAGGGAUGGUAAAGGCAGCUCCUUUCCCACCUGCUGAGGCUGGCAGGGAUCUUCCGGGAGAAAAAUUUCCCAUUUUCUGAUGCCUACUGGAUCAACCAGCAUUGACCUCCAUGGGCUCCUACCAGCUGUGUGACACGGGCUUUUCUGGUGCUGCAACCUUGUAAUUUUUGAGCUGGUCUAGGCCCUGCUUUUCUGGUAGGGAAUUAAAGGAGGUGGCGGGUUC
Messenger RNA from Pipra filicauda (Wire-tailed manakin), 1755 nucleotides. It is a transcript of the gene KCNE3, whose product is annotated as potassium voltage-gated channel subfamily E regulatory subunit 3. NCBI's taxonomy places the organism in Eukaryota, Metazoa, Chordata, Aves, Passeriformes, Pipridae. The transcript has a single exon. Gene Ontology annotation, cellular component: membrane. The record is from RefSeq and is a predicted model, not a curated record. Gene Ontology annotation, molecular function: delayed rectifier potassium channel activity; potassium channel regulator activity; transmembrane transporter binding. Gene Ontology annotation, biological process: regulation of ventricular cardiac muscle cell membrane repolarization; membrane repolarization during action potential; negative regulation of delayed rectifier potassium channel activity. Bases 920 to 1270 code for a protein of 116 amino acids.